AUGUGCAUUGUAAUGGAAGGCUAUGAUGCCAUCCUGAUCCACAACUUCUUCGCUUACCCGGCCUUUGCUCAGAAAUUUGGCCACUUCGACGACACCACGGCUACAUUUCAGUUAUCAGCGGCCUGGCAAGUAGCAUUGAGCAAUGCUGUGGGAGUAGGAUCAUUUUUGGGCACCAUUGCAAAUGGAUAUCUUGUACCUUGGUAUGGACCGAGGAAGAUAUUUUUGGGCGCAUUACUGGUAUUAGUUUCUUUCAUUGCGAUCACAUUUGCAGCCCCAAAUGUCUGGGUGCUGUGUGUCGGCGAGUUUUUGUGCGGAAUACCGUGGGGUAUGUUUGCAACUAUGGCGCCGGCAUAUGCAUCCGAAGUACUGCCACUAUGUCUAAGGGUUUAUCUGACAACCUUUACGAAUAUGUGCUUUAUUCUAGGCCAAUUGGUUGCAGCUGGCGUCUUGCAAGGACUACUCAGGAUCGAUGGACCUUGGUCAUAUCGCACAGCCUUUGCCUUGCAGUGGGUAUGGCCUAUCAUUCUACUUCCGGUACUCUUUUUUAUGCCUGAAUCGCCGUGGCAUUUGGUACGGACGGGCCAUCUCGAGGCAGCAGAAAAAUCCCUUGCACGACUACAAUCGAAGCAUGCAACUUCUGACGUGAAAGAAACCCUUGCAAUGAUUGUUUCAACCAAUGAUGCAGAGGAAAGAGUAUCUAGGGGCACUUCAUAUUAUGAUUGCUUCCGUGGUAUUGAACUCCGGCGCACAGAAAUAGCGUGCAUGACUUUUGUCGGGCAGGUGCUUUCGGGAAUCUCGUUUGCAUACAACUCGACCUAUUUCUUUCAGCAAAUCGGACUCCAGACGUCCAAUGCUUAUAAACUGAAUGUAGGAGGAAUAGGGAUUGCAUUACUUGGGACCGUCAUCUCCUGGUUUUGCAUUAUGCCAUAUGUUGGACGGCGCCGAGUGUACCUUUGUGGCAUGGUCACCUUAUCGAUGAUUCUACUUCUAAUUGGCCUCCUCAGUAUAAAAAGUUCAAGUGACACGAUAGUUAUCGGACAAAUAGCCCUAGUUUUCCUGUGGACAUUUACUUUUCAGUUAUCUGUUGGUCAGCUUGGCUGGGCUAUUCCGGCGGAAAUUGGCUCUACGAGGCUACGGCAAAAGACCAUUUGCCUAGCGCGUACCUCUUACUACCUCAUCGACAUACUCGCCAAGACUAUUGAGCCAUACUUGAUAAAUCCAACAAAGUGGAAUCUCAAGGGCUUUACGGGGCUUUUUUGGUUUGGAACCGCACUUAUCGCUGCGACGUGGACCUUCUUUCGGCUACCAGAAACCAAAGGUCGCAGCUUUGAGGAGCUCGAUAAUCUAUUCGAGCGAAAGGUUCCGACGAGAAAAUUCGCCUCUUAUAAAAUUGAGAGGUCGACAAGUAGUGGUGAGCCUGAACCGGGAGUUCUAUAA
Messenger RNA from Blumeria graminis f. sp. triticale, 1437 nucleotides. The record is from the annotation of a GenBank genome assembly. NCBI's taxonomy places the organism in Eukaryota, Fungi, Ascomycota, Leotiomycetes, Helotiales, Erysiphaceae.